Messenger RNA from Aspergillus heteromorphus CBS 117.55, 466 nucleotides. RefSeq lists its product as uncharacterized. NCBI's taxonomy places the organism in Eukaryota, Fungi, Ascomycota, Eurotiomycetes, Eurotiales, Aspergillaceae. The record is from RefSeq and is a predicted model, not a curated record. The transcript has a single exon. The annotation marks the transcript as partial.
GUUGCAGAGUGCAGUCGAUCUCAGAAAGGCGCCUUCCGACGCGAUAGAUUUGAUUGAUCGAACGAUGCGUGUGGGUGCCUGACCAGUUUGUGCAGAUGUCCCCCGACGCACCAGGAGCAGUUGGCCAUGCAGCCUUGCCUCCCUUCCCCUCCUCUUCUUCCUCCUCUUUGUCUUCCUUCUCCAGCCCUCGUCGUCGGCGAAAAACCGAGUCCGCGGUGAACCAGCCCAUCCAUGUCUUGCUGGACGAUUCACCGUCCAUUUCUCUCUGUCGCCGUUCCAUUGUGAAUCGCGCCAGGACCGUCACCUUCAGCUCCGGAGCCAACAACCAAUACCAGCACCAGCACCAGCACCAGCACCAGCAGUACCAGCAGCAACCGGGUGUUUCGAGCCCAACCUUGACCGAUUCUUUCGCCUCCCCACAACGACCUGGACCGAACGCCGCCGCGGGUCAUCCGCCGAGUCGUAG